AUGGAUCUGCUGUCCCUUCCUCCCGAGAUCGUUGAUCUAAUCUGUUCGUUCACGCUCUUGUCCUCGCUCAAGCCUGAGCAGAGACUCCAUCUGUCCUCACGUCACUGUCUUUCUUGCGGAGUGGCCCGACGCCCCUUCCGCUGCCCUUCCCUUCUUCUCUCCUGUUCCACACUCCGACACAUUGGUUCCGCCGUCCUCUAUCGAAACGCAACGAUUGUAAUUGCCUUCGACCACCUCUGCAAACCAAGAUACACGCUCUCAGAGCUUGAAAACCGCACUGCCACUCUGCAAUAUAUCCAAAAACUGGAGCUCUUGAUCAGGAAAUGCGCCAUUCUUCCCGCUACUACACAACCACUUGACGAACUCGAGUCCGCUUGCAAACCUGUGUCGGCGCCCAUGACCAUAUUUUCUACGCUCGCCUCAGCAAUUCCAAAUGUUAAAUCCCUCGGCUGGACCGUGGGCAUUACAACGGUUGGUAUCACUGCGAGGCAAUUGUGGCCAUCCGAGGACGAAGAUGCUCUAGGCCCGACGAGUUUUUGGACACUCCCAUCUGACUGUCACUCCUUGGUAUCGCUGUUGACGGGGGAACCUGCCUGGACGCAGAAAAUGAUUGCGUUUCGUCUCUGGCUUUCUCGGAGACUUACCAAUGAAUUCCGCCAGAUUGUGCGACGAUCUUCACGCCAGUCAUCUCGGUCAAGUAGCAAAAAGGAGCAAGCAGCAAUCGACGAGGGUAUACUCCUGCAGCUCCACUCACAUCCUUCAUUGAGGCCGAUUCUCCAACUUCCAAACCUCGAGCAACUUGAUGUUUUCUUCUUUAUCUCUCCUGGGAACAUGGCUCUGGACGGAGCCCAAAACACAGGCACAGGCACAGGUCCAGGUGAUCUUCUUCCACCCGGUGAAUCGUUGCUUUCUGCUCUGGAGUACAUGAAAUUGAGACGCCAGCAAGAGAUGCAAGCAUUAGUACCAUUGUUGAGACGAACUUUUUCUCACGUGAAAACGCUGCGGUUCUGGCGAGCCCUUAACGAAAACGCGAUCAGCAAUGAAUACGAGGCGCUUUUGAAUUGCUCCGAUUAG
Molecule: messenger RNA, 1074 nt
Organism: Rhinocladiella mackenziei CBS 650.93
Lineage: Eukaryota; Fungi; Ascomycota; Eurotiomycetes; Chaetothyriales; Herpotrichiellaceae
Exons: 1
Coding region: 1-1074 (357 amino acids)
Source: RefSeq, a predicted model, not a curated record